Messenger RNA from Dermatophagoides pteronyssinus (European house dust mite), 2821 nucleotides. RefSeq names its product KN motif and ankyrin repeat domain-containing protein 2 kank (gene Kank). Gene Ontology annotation, biological process: negative regulation of actin filament polymerization. Gene Ontology annotation, cellular component: cytoskeleton; cytoplasm. Gene Ontology annotation, molecular function: protein binding. The record is from RefSeq and is a predicted model, not a curated record. NCBI's taxonomy places the organism in Eukaryota, Metazoa, Arthropoda, Arachnida, Sarcoptiformes, Pyroglyphidae.
UAUAAUAAUAUGAUAAUGGAUAAAUCAAAUGAAUACAAUAAUAUUUUUGAUAAUGAAAAUAAUUGUGAUAAUAAUAAACAUUUAAAUUAUCCAUGUAAAUGUUGUCCAUAUGGUUUUCAUAUUGAUACCGAUUUUGUUCGUUAUUGUGAUGCAUUAUUAUCGGCUUUAUAUGGACAAAAUUCUAAUCAAAAUUAUCAACAUUUAAAUAAUAAUAAUAAUAAUAAUGAUAAUCGAUCAGCAUCAACAAGAACAACAACUCCAUCACCGUCUUUAAUAAAUUAUCAACAACCAAAUGAUGAAUAUCUCAUUGAUAAUAAUCAUAAUAAUAAUGAUCAACAACAGAUUAAUCAUCAGAAUGAUAUACUUGAUUUGGAUGAAAUGGAACAAGAUUUUCAACAAUCGAAUCAAAUUUCUAACGAAUCAUUACAUUCUAAAUCGACAAACUUUUCUUCAUCUAUUGAUAAUGAAGAUAAAAUAUCUGUUAGUAUUGCUAUUGCUACAAUCGAUACAGCAAUCGAACAUUAUCAACAAGAACAGGAAGAAGAAUUAAAUAAUCAUCAUCAAAUAAUACCUCAAUUGUUAUCAGAAUCAUCAUGUUCAUCAUUGAUAACAACAACAACAACAUUAUCUAAAUCUGUAUUAACACAGAUACGUAAUGAUUUAGCACAAAGUUUAUUACGAGUUAAAGAGCUUGAAAAUCAAGUUGAACAAAUACCAAUAUUGAAAAAACGAUUGGCCGAAUUAGAAUCUGAACGAUUGAUUUUGAUGGAAAAAUUAACAACCAAACAAAAUGAAAAAGAAAUGGUCGACAAUUCCAAUGUUGAUUCGGCAAAAUUACCCGAGGCGGAAACAAUCGAUCAAACAAAGAUAAAUGGCAAUAAUGAUUAUGAUGAUGUUGCGAAAGAAAUGGAAAAAUUAUCAUUGAUUAAAUUCGAAACAUUCAAUGUUGAACCAUCAAAACGUUGUCAUAUCGGAACAUUAACCAAUUUUGCUCCUUGUGUUCUAUAUCGUAAUGCAUUUGUACAGACUGAUCUCAAAUGUAAAGAUAUUCGACCGAUUGUUGAAACAAUGGAAUCAUCGACCAUAACUGAUAUUAAUCUGAUUAUUACUGAUCAAUGUGACGGCAUCACUAGAGAAAAAAUUUAUGAUCAUAGUAAUAUGGCCAGCAAUAUCGAUUCGACUGUUGAUGUUCAACAUGAUAAAAUUUCUAGAUCAACUGAUAAUGAUAAUGAUACGUCAUCUGCUGAUGAUGAAUCUUCAUCAAUCGAAGUACUUCGUCAUUGUCAUAACCCAAGACCAUCAAGCCCAUUGCAACUUUUUACAAGCCUUGAUGAUGGUAAUGAUUUUCAUCCACAUUCAAAUAUAACAAAUUCUAAUGAUAUUGCUAAAGAUAUACUCGGUUGUUUACCUAGCCAAUUUGUUGUUCGAAGACGUCGUCGUUUAUGUAAUAAAUGUGGCACAAAUGAAACCAACAAUGGUGGUGGUAAUGUUGAUUAUAAUAAUCUAGUCGGUUCAAUUUCAUCAUCAUCAUCAUCUUCAUCAUCACCACCAUUAUCAUCGCCAACAUCUGUGACUUCAGUUUCAACAACCACAACUACUUCAACAAUUUCAUCUGCGAUUGGCAGUACAAAUCGAAUGCUAAAGUCAGAUUCAGGAAUAUCGGUCGAUCCAAAAAUGACCGGAAGAUCAAAUGUUAUUCCAUUGUUAUCCCCAUCAUCAAAUAUUGAGGAUCAUAUGAUGAAUGAAAACGAUAAAACUAAUAAUGAUAAUAUGAUUUUGCGAAUGAUCUCAUCAUCUACUGAAUUCGAAAGCAUACCAUUAUCUGAUGAAAGUGAGUCAGCCUUUUCAACACUAUCGAAUACAACGAACAAAGAUUAUAAAAAUCAACAACAACAACCAUUAUCAUCAAAUAAGAAAUUGUUUGUCGCUACCGGUGAAUUAAAAGCGGCGUUAAAAAUAAUGAAUGAAAAUCUAUUUUCGCCACCCAAAUGUCCGCUUCUUUUUUCGAAAAGUAUGGCUGUCGUUGGAAAAAAUUGGUUUCGAACAUCAUCAUCGGUGGAUUCGGAUUUUCAUGCUGUUGAAUCAUAUCUUGAUUUUGUUGAAAAAUUUUAUACAACCAAAUUACUUGAAUGGUUAGUUAAUCUAGCUGAUCCAAAUGGCAACACCGCUUUACAUUAUGCUAUCUCAUACAAUAACUUUGAUAUCGUUUCAAUUCUUUUGGAUUCCAAAGUCUGUGAUGUUAAUAAAUUUAAUAAGAAUGGAUAUACGGCAACAAUGCUUGUUUCAUUGGCUAAAAUAGAAAAUGAAUUGCAUAGAGAUAUUGUCGAACGUUUAUUCACAAUGGCAGAUAUCAAUCUUAAAGCAAAACAAAAUGGUCAAACAGCAUUGAUGUUGGCUGCUAGUCAUGGACGUAUUGAAAUCACCAAAAUUCUACUUGAAUGUGGUGCUGAAGUAAAUCUACAGGACAAUGAUGGUUCGACGGCAUUGAUGUGUGCUGCUGAACAUGGUCAUACUGAAGUCAUUUCAUUAUUAUUAUCACAUUCUGAUUGCGAUCCAUUAAUUGAAGAUAAUGAAGGCUCGACUGCGUUGAAAAUUGCUUUGAUCAAUGGCCAUAAUGAUAUUGGCGUUCUGUUAUAUGCAGUGUCCGGUCCACAUUAUAAACGUAACGGUUCAUUUAACUAUCAUAAUUCCUCAUCGAUUAGUCAUCGUUUAGUCUCUUCACCAAGCUCAUCAUCAUCGAGUUCAAAUUAUCCAUAUCAACAACAAUCAUUGUUUAAAAAUUGAAUUUUUAUUUCCAUUUUAUCAAAUCAAAAACUUGUUA